GUUAAUCAGAAAGGAAAGUAGAACAGCAUCAUACAAUCCAUUUGGGGAAUGCAGACUUAUCAAGAUAAAAGCCAUGACGAGUUGAGGUUUGAGGACUACCAGUUAGGUGCUAAAGGGACAUUAGCCUUUAAUGCAGCAAUGAAUGCUACAUCUAGUCAAACACAAAGCAUAUCUCCGGGCUCAUCCACUUUACAAACAUUUGGAAAGAAAUAUGACGUUAACAGCGUGGCCAAGGAAUCUCUGAUGAGGGAUGCCAAUGUCUCAGACUCUUCCAUUCUUGGAUAUCCAAGAGCUCCUGCAUUUGGUGUUCCAAGAAACUCACACUUUGCCACCCCAAGAUUUGAUUCUUAUUCCUUCGGCCAACCAGCAGUAUCCAUAUCAGGGAGCAAAGAUCAAAUUUGCAAACUAGGAAAAGAAAGUACAGCACCUUUGCUCAAGAGCUCUGGUUUUGUAAAGUCCGCAUUUGGUGUUAAUCAGAAAGGAAGCAGAACAGCAUCAUACAUUGCAACUCCGGAUUUAGAUUGCACAAUACCUGAUGGUGCAAAAAUUCAAUCCAUUUGUGGAAUGCAGACUUAUAAAGAUAAAAGCCAGGAGGAGUUGAGGUUUGAGGACUACCAGUUAGGUGAUAAAGGUCAGAAAUGUGGUUCUUCAUGUGGUAUUUCCGGUACACAGGGAUUUGGUAUCAUCGACAACACACGGCCUUUCAUAUCACCAGUAUUUAACCAAGCAACUGUUGAUCAACUUUUUUAUUCCCUUUUUCCACGUACAUUUGUAGGGGAAAGAGCAGAGGUUGACUCUCUAUCAGAUGAAAUUUCUACAGCAACUGCAUACCCCAUUUCCCAUAUAUUUCCCCCCAAUACAUCAUUGUUAAACUCUCGUGGCACUGGAAGUAGAGUGGAAUCUACUGCCUCAGAUGUUUCUUUUUCUCCGUGGAUCCAUUCAAGGCCGUUUGCACCUUUAAAUCCAUCUUCCAAUUCUUCCACUACCUCCACCUUUUCCCCAUUAAGGAAUCCAUGGUCUUUAUCAACAUCUGUCCCUCUAUCUCCAUGUUCAGUCUCACCUUCCACAUAUCCUUUGUUAGCAAAAUCAUCUGCCCAUGUUUUUGGUCGAAAGAACUCUUUUUCUCCCACUCCUGUCUUAACUACAGGAGGCGCUCCACAAUCCACAUUAUGCUUGCAUUGCCUAAAGCAGUCUCAGCCUACUCCACCAGGACUUUGUAAUGUUUCAAGCACUCCACUUGCUGUGAGUCAAAAUACUCCUCUGUUCUUUGGUCCUCUGUAGCCAGAAAUGACUCCUAAAGUUGGAGCAAUACUUCCAACAACCAACGCUUCUCACCCAUCAACAAAAGGUGCUAGUUGCUCAGAAAUUGGACAAGGAAUUUGUCAGCCAAGUAUCAAUGACCAACAGUCUUACUUUCCGAGAAUCAUGGAAGUGAAUGCGUCACCAAUUAUGCCUCCUGCUGAAAUACAACCUUCAGUCCAAAUCUCGGUUGAGCACCCGAAUUUGGCAACAUCCAUCCAGUAUGGAAUUUCUGGUUUACCUGUUUCUAACAACCCUGCUCCGGUCAGACGAAGAUCUGCGUUGAUAAUUCGGAAUUCAUCUCUAAGUCAGCAUAGGUUGCCACCUCAGAAAUACAAACCUACAAGUGAUAAACCAAAGGUACCCUUUUUCAUGGAUAACGAAAACAUUUCUGGUGUACUAAGGACAGAAGUCAUCAUCAUUCCAAGGGAAAAUCUAAGGGACUGGGUUCGUCCUACCUCAGAAUUUCCACUGGGGGCUGAUUCAUCUAUGAACAGGAUGCAUGACAGAGACAAAGGUGAUAAGCCCAAUUUAGAGGCUGAAGAGAUGCAUCUUGUUAAUUGUGGUGAUAAGCCCAACUGAUAUAUUUUUACAAUUUGCUCACUUUGAGUCUGUCCCAUUUACUUCUUUUGUGCUUAUUCUGUCUUAGUAGUAGUCUUCCACCUUCUCCUCGUCCAUGAACAUGAUAAAUAUUAGGGUGGGAACCAUUAAACUUUCAAAUAAUUUUAUAAAGAUGUGUUUAGUCCAAUCAAUUAGUAAUUAGUAUUUUUAAUUUAUAUAAUAUUUUUUUUAUAUGAUAGAGAUAAUCUUUUCAUUCUGUUUU
Molecule: messenger RNA, 2122 nt
Organism: Solanum dulcamara
Lineage: Eukaryota; Viridiplantae; Streptophyta; Magnoliopsida; Solanales; Solanaceae
Product: nuclear pore complex protein NUP98A-like
Biological process (GO): protein import into nucleus; post-transcriptional tethering of RNA polymerase II gene DNA at nuclear periphery; RNA export from nucleus
Cellular component (GO): nuclear pore cytoplasmic filaments; nuclear pore
Molecular function (GO): structural constituent of nuclear pore
Source: RefSeq, a predicted model, not a curated record